This is a messenger RNA of Erigeron canadensis, 2628 nucleotides long. RefSeq names its product G-type lectin S-receptor-like serine/threonine-protein kinase SD3-1. Gene Ontology annotation, molecular function: protein serine/threonine kinase activity; ATP binding. The record is from RefSeq and is a predicted model, not a curated record. Lineage: Eukaryota; Viridiplantae; Streptophyta; Magnoliopsida; Asterales; Asteraceae. Bases 175 to 2484 code for a protein of 769 amino acids. Gene Ontology annotation, biological process: protein phosphorylation; recognition of pollen. The transcript has 2 exons.
UCCACUUCUGCACUCUCCCCAUCCCACUCCACUCACGGGUGUACUCGCCGGCCAACUUUCACCUCCGGCAGCUUUUUCCGGUGACCAUGUACUUAAACCACCAAUAAAUGUGCUUCAUUUAGAUUUUUCUUCUCCUUCCUGAGAUCAAGACUGCAACUUUAAGCAUAUGCAGAUAUGCUUGGAAAGGAGAAAUCAUCGAUCUUCAUUUCAAUCUUUUUAUUCGUUAUUGUUCUUUUGCCAGUUGUUUUUUCACAAAUUCAGCUGGGUUCAAGACUAUCGGUGGAUGCCAAAAAUCAUUGGUUUUCUCCAAAUGGGGAUUUUGCUAUUGGGUUCUUUAACCGUUUAAAUGAAUAUGGUAUUGGGAUCCGUAUAAGCUCGGGUUUGAUACCAGUUGAGAAACAACCCAUUGUUUGGGUUGCUGGUGGUGACUUGAGAGUAGGAGACAAGUCAUAUUUCGAGCUAACAGAAAAUGGUGAACUGGUUCUUUUUGAUUCCAGCAAGGGAGUUGUUGUUUGGGCCAGCAAUACCACCAAUAUCUCUGUUGAUUCAGCAGUUCUGCAAGACGAUGGCAAUUUUGUUCUUUUGAAAACGAACAAAGAUGUUGUUUGGCAAAGCUUUGGUACUCCAUUUGAUACACUUCUCCCAGGCCAGAACUUAUCUACAAAUCAAGUCCUUCGAGCUGCUAGCAGAAAUUCUAUUUCGAGUUUUUACAGUCUUCGAAUUGGCGUUGUGGGUGAUUUGGAACUUAAAUGGGAAAAUGAUGUUAUUUACUGGAGAAGUGCAGUCACCUCUUCCCGAUCGGCUCUUCGAGCUGUGUUUGCUUCUGAUGGUGCUCUACAACUCUUUGAUCAGAUGUCAAGCCCAAUAUGGUCGGUGUUUAGUGAAGAUCAUGGUGAACCAGAUGUCAAGUUUCGGAUUCUUCGGUUGGAUGUUGAUGGAAAUCUUAGACUACAUUCAUGGACGAAAAAAUCAACCUCAUGGAAGCUGGUGUGGCAAGCUGUUGGGAACCAAUGUGAUGUUUUUGCAACUUGUGGGUUUAAUGGAGUUUGUGGGUUUAAUGAAUCAGGUUUUCCGGUUUGUAAAUGCCCGUUUUCACUAUCGUCACUUCCUUCUUCCAAAUGCCUGGUUCCUUAUCAGCCAAGUUGUAAAUCAGGUUCAUCCAUGAUUAAACUUGAGCAUACUUCCUUGUAUGCUACUUACCCACCUAACGAAACGAUCAUCUCUCAAGUUAGCUCUACACAAUGUCAGAACUUGUGUCAAGAAGAUCAUCUUUGCACUGCUGCAACCUUCAUGAGUGAUGGAGCUGCAAAUUGCAGAAUUAAGAAAACACAAUACGUUAGCGGUCAAAUGGGUUUAUCCGUAUCUUCCAUUUCAUUUGUCAAAAGAUGUAAUGAUCCUAUUGCAGUUAUACCCAGUUUAACCAAAUCCAAACCUGGAAUUCCCUCACAAAGUACUCCUUUGAAACAAGAUCCACACAAUGGGAUUUGUGUUUCUUGUUUGGUUGGAGUUGGUGGUGGCACGAUUAUCGUGUUUAUCGUGAUUCACUUGGGGCUAAUGGGCUUUUUGAUAUACCGAAGAAGGUAUUCUUUCAAGACUCAGGCUGGUUCAACCUACAAAGGAGACUGUCCUAAGCCAAGUGGUUUUCUUCCUCUGUCAUACACUGAAGUGAAGGAAAUCACAGAAAAUUUUAAGCACCAGAUCGGGUCAAAUACAUUUAAAGGUGUUCUCCGUGAAAACCAACCCGUGUUGGUGAAAGAUUAUAGUACUGUCAGCAUAGACCCACGAAAGUUUAGAUGUGGGAUGUUGAAACUAGGAACCAUUCAUCACAAAAAUCUGGUUAGGUUAGAGGGUUAUUGUUGUGACUCAAGUUACAGGUUCUUGGUGUACGAGUACCUCAAGAAUGGCUCUCUUGAAAAGUCUUUGGAAGACCCUGUGAUACGCAAGAGGCUAACCUGGAGGAAAAGGUUGGACCUAUGUUUAGCUGUUGCAAGGGCAGUUUCGUAUUUACACAUGGGAUGUCGAGAGUUUAUUGGCCAUGGAAAUCUUUGUUGUGAAAAUGUGGUCUUGGAUGAGAAUUUAGAGGCUAAAGUGUCCGAAUAUGGUUUGAGAAGUUUUCUUGGUGAUGGAUCAAAUGGAGGCAGCGCGAAGGAUAUACUCGAUUUUGGAAAUGUGGUGUUGGCAGUGUUAAGUGGUGAUCCGAAGGCUAACCAUGGUGGUUAUGAGUGGGCUUUUGAGAAAUGGGUGGGUGGCAACAUGACGGAUAUAGUUGAUCAAAUGCUUGAAGGCGGUGUAGAUGGUAAUGAAUUGGAGCGUGUUUUGAGGAUAAUGUUUUGGUGUUUUCAGGCGGAUGAGAGAAUGCGGCCUUCAAUGGGAGAGAUAAUGAACGUGUUGGAGGGUGCAAUGGAGGUCGAUCCGCCACCACCCAUAACGGCUUGCCUGAGCAAACCGCUUGAAGUAGAAACCGGAUCAGACUCUGAUGUUUAAUUUAGGAACCUAAUGACCAUGAGAUGCAAAGCAUGAACUAAUUUUUUGUGCUUGUUCUUGUUUAUAUCCGAGGUUAACUUAAUUGUACAAGCUCUUAGAAGUGCCUAAUGAAUUAAUUGAUCUUUAGAUUCCUUGUUAGCUUAA